This is a messenger RNA of Penicillium canescens, 1014 nucleotides long. RefSeq lists its product as uncharacterized. NCBI's taxonomy places the organism in Eukaryota, Fungi, Ascomycota, Eurotiomycetes, Eurotiales, Aspergillaceae. The record is from RefSeq and is a predicted model, not a curated record. The transcript has 7 exons. The coding region runs from base 1 to 1014 and encodes 337 amino acids.
AUGGCUUCUGGUGACGUGAACUACCCCAACACGGGCAGCAUCAGCGAUGUGGUUACCAAGGGCCCUGUUGUCGAUAACCUCAAGUCCGAGGCAUCCCGCACCGGUGGGGAACUACGCGAUUUGAAAAACUCGCGGGUGACCCCUUCCACCACCACCGCGGAUGGUCAACCGCUGACCCACUACCACUCCUUGCUGUACAGUCUUCUGAGCUGGGAACAACCUCGUGCGACCGCCGUUUCCUUCGCCAGCGUGAUCGGAUUUCUCUUUGCGGCCCGUUAUCUUCCUCUCCUCCGCUGGGCGUUCAAGAUCCUGUACAUGUCGCUUGGAUUGACCGCCACCGUUGAGAUUGCCGGCCAAGUCAUUCUCAAGAAGGGUAUCGCCAGUGGAUUCCGCCCCCGCCGUUACUACACCAUUCCCAAGGAGACCGUUGAGGCUGUGCUCGAGGACCUGGAGCAGCUUGUGGACUUCUUCCUCAUUGAAUUCCAGCGCAUUCUGUUCGCUGAGAAUGUCCUCCACACCGUUGCGGCUUUCACUGCUGCUUUCACCGGUUACUGGCUGAUCCGUUUCGUUCCCCUUUGGGGCCUCGCUGUGAUCGCCGUCACCACCACUUACUUCGCCCCUCUGAUCUACAUCAGCAACCGCGAGAUCAUUGAUGAGCAGAUCAGCAACCUCCAGGAGAUUAUUAAUUCCCAGACCAGCCAGCUGAAGGAUUUGGCUGGCGAGCGUACUUCCCAGGCCACCGGCUUGAUGAAGCAGUACGUUGGCGAGUACAGCUCCAAGGCCCAAGAGUACAUCGGCUCCCGCCGCUCCACAUCCCCAGAGAUGUCCAAGGCCCCAGUCAAGUCUGAGCCCAUUCCCGAGUCCGUCAUUGCCCCUGUUGCCGAGCCUCUGAUCAAGCAUGAGGACUUCCCCGAGGCCCCCAAGGUCGCACCUGUGGCCCAGACUGUCGAGUCCGUUGAGCCCACGGAGCAGGCUGCUGAGAAGACCGAGCGUGAGCCGCUCCUGGCUGUUUAA